CAUACACACACGCAUACACACACACACACAGCCUCACUAUAAUAGUGCCUGUAUUUUUAUCAGAAAUGGUCAGGUUGAUUUUUUUUUUUUACUUUAUCUGGCUAUAGCCUAGUUCACCUAUUCUUAAUUAUGUGUAAACAUUUGGCUGCAUAGAAGGCGGACCAGGACAUCAGGGACAGAUUAUAUUAAGGGAACGAUCCCUUUCAUUUCUACAGAAUAUAUGAAGAUAUACCUAGCUAGCUACAUGUCGGGAUUUAGCUACAGAGCAAGAAUGUCGCCGCAAAAACGCAAGGAUAUUCGUUAUUCCAAAACCAUGACGAUAAGACGGAAAGACCAUUCCUAACGCUGAGCCCCAGAUGCCUCCUCUCCCUCUUGACGAGCGCAUAGUGACCAUUCAGCGCCCCAAGAGUUUGGCCCUGCGCUUGAACUCCCCUCAGACCACCCCGCAACACCCCCAGAGCUUGGGCGCCCGGAGCUGCCCGCCGCAACCCCAGCCCCCUCAGCCCCCCCCCUGCCCUCCCUCCUCCCUCUCUUCGGCUUCGGAACAGAAGUGCAGGUCCCCCCGGCCACAGAGGUCCAGGGCAGAGAGCGGAGUUGUGACCCGUGGCGGCAGUAACAGUUCCGGUCACAGGCAUGGCGACGGGACAGUGACACUCGGGCCUGGGCAGCACAAGCGCACGCACACUAUAGACAUUAAAGUCUCCUUGGGCAAGGGAGGAGGUGAAGGGAGUGGCGCGGACAAAGGGCAGAAGAUCAGCGUCAGCCGUACCGGGAGCGUUAAGGGGAACAGGGAGAAGAGGGUGUCCCUGCGUCUGGAGCUUGGACAGGGGGACAGGAAACGAGAGGGGACAUCGGGGAACCCAAGAGGGACAGGGCAGCAGGUCCAGAAUCAAUCACAGAAGCAGAACCGGGCCCAGCACAGCAACCACCAUACAAAGCAGCUGUCCGUGUCCCCGGACGGGGUUCUGGGGUUUGUUCCAGCCAGGAGACAACACCCCGAGGCUGAGAACCUGGGGGACGGAGACUUGCCUCGCCAGUCCUACCUUUCCGGUGCCACUUUCCCCUCACGAGCCCUCCAGGAAGUGCCCGGCGUAGGUAGCAAAGUAAACUCCAAACUGGGACCCAUACAUCAACCCCCAAAUCCCCACAGUCUACCCCGUCACCACGGCUCCACCCCCGCGGCCCCCCACGCCUCCACCCUCGACGCCCGCUACCCCGCCGGUCGGCACAAUCUCCCCUCUCACACCGUACCCCCGCCCUCGUUCCACCAGCUCACCCAGCCGCGCCCGUCCCGCGCCAGAGACCACGCCCCCCUGAGCUUCCACGACCUGCCCGUCUCGUGCGGCUCCUCCAGGGCGGGCAGCUUCCCCAGCCCGGACCACACCUGCACCAUCGACUUCUCCCGCCCCUUCGGCUGCGGCUGCCUGAGGCUGGUGCGCUGUGGGGGGGGUGGUGGGGGUCGCUCCGCGGGGUGCCAGAGGGCUGGAGGGAGCCCCUCUUCCUCCCUCUCCCGCCCCCGAGGAGGAGGAGGCGCGGGCCGCGGCAGCGGCGGCGGCAGAGGCUUCGCAUCGGGAGUCAUGGGGCUGAAGACGCUGGGUGGGUGCCUGUCCACCUCCUCCACCCCCAACACCUCCUCCUCCAACAGCGUCAUCUCCGACUGCCGGGCGGGCCUCCUCAGGCCGCUGAAGUGCGCCUCCUGCUCGGGCGAGGGGGGGGGGGUUCGAGAGCCCGGCUGUGUUUCGCAAGAAGCUCGUCGGGGGGUGCCUGCCCUGCACCCCUCUUUCCUCCUCCGCUCCUCUCCGAGCUCUCCAGAGCUGCGUCACUGGCUGCAACCCGAAAACCAGCCAGACCGGCAGCUCCACCUGCAGCUACUGCAGCAGCGACCCCAUAGUGGUGACCUUUAA
Messenger RNA from Megalops cyprinoides (Indo-Pacific tarpon), 1904 nucleotides. RefSeq lists its product as uncharacterized. The record is from RefSeq and is a predicted model, not a curated record. Bases 357 to 1904 code for a protein of 515 amino acids. The transcript has 2 exons. Lineage: Eukaryota; Metazoa; Chordata; Actinopteri; Elopiformes; Megalopidae.